Bombus terrestris (buff-tailed bumblebee) is the source of this 5597-nucleotide messenger RNA. Its product is annotated as ubiquitin carboxyl-terminal hydrolase 31. Bases 169 to 2955 code for a protein of 928 amino acids. Gene Ontology annotation, biological process: protein deubiquitination. The transcript has 4 exons. Lineage: Eukaryota; Metazoa; Arthropoda; Insecta; Hymenoptera; Apidae. The record is from RefSeq and is a predicted model, not a curated record. Gene Ontology annotation, molecular function: cysteine-type deubiquitinase activity.
AUAAAGGCAAAUGGCCGCCGUAGUAUAUGAGUGCGGGUUACGUGUAUGAUGUUUUUCCGCGAGCAGUUUUUGACGUACAGCAUGUAAAAGACGCGUGGGUUGAGCGAUCAACGAAAAGCGUGAUGUGAACGACAAGCGAAAGCUUAAACGGUGUUUCCGUGGCCGGCGAUGAACGGUGAGAAUGCUAGUGCGGUGAUGAAAUCGGUGUCGGAGGGUAAGCUGGGCGUGGAAGAGGUUAAAUUACCGAAGCUAAAAACACAGGAUUCCUUCUCGCGUUUAAAGUGUACGUUUACAUUGUCGAGGAAUCCAUUUCAUAGUGCAAGCAGGAUGUUAAGACGACGUGCGAAACAAAAUCGUGAUUCGAAAGACGGUGGCAGUGCGGCGGGCACCAAAGACAGACACAAUAUGCAGCAACAUCAACAGCAAGUGGAAAGUAUGCAGCAGAAUAUAGGCCGAUUGCACGGCAGUCAAAGUUAUCCGGAUAGGUCAGGUAUGAAAAAAGUGUUUCGAAGACCUUCGUGGAGAAAGUUCAUCAACAAGAUGGUCCAGCACAUGUCGAAUGUGGGCACACAGAAUCACAAAACGUCUCACAGGGACGAUCUCGGGUCCAGUGCCGGAGACAUAAGGGUACCUCCACCUAGACCGGCGCAUAUACCACCUGAUAAGGUGCCAGGGGUCAUAGGUUUACGCAAUCACGGUAACACGUGUUUCAUGAACGCUGUAUUGCAGUGCUUGUCGCAUACGGACAUACUCGCGGAAUAUUUCGUGUUGGACCAGUACAAGAUCGACCUCUCUAGAAGAAAUAAAUUAAACUCGAAAAAGUACGGGACGAAGGGAGAGAUCACUGAACAGUUAGCCCUGCUGUUAAAGGCUAUUUGGAGCUGCCAAUACGACCCAGAGAUGAGCACGGCGUUCAAGAGCGUCGUCGACAAAUACGGAAGUCAAUAUCGCGGGAACUUGCAGCACGACGCUCAGGAAUUCUUGCUAUGGCUAUUAGAUAAAGUGCACGAGGACCUGAACCAAGCUACCAAAAAAAAGUAUAAAAUCAUCAAGAAUUCGUUCGGCAGACCGGAUGACAUCGUGGCGGCGGAAACUCUGGCGAACCAUGUCCGCUGCAACAAUUCGUUCGUGCACGCGGUGUUCCAAGCCCAGUUUCGAUCUAGCCUAACUUGCCCAAGAUGUCACCGGCAGUCAAACACGUUCGACCCUUUCCUCUGCGUGUCAGUACCUGUACCGCAAAAUCACCGCCAGAUGAACCUUUUCGUAAACGUCCUCUAUACGUCGCAACAACCGCGGCAAGUGAAGAUAGGCGUGAGCGUGAACCAGAUGGCCAAUGUCAGAGAGCUUAGAGAGAUCUUGGCCAGUGACACUGGUAUCGAUGAGAAUCACAUGUUACUCACAGAAAUUCACGACGAAGGAUUUCACAGAACUUUCUCCGAUUGCCAACCUCUAUCUGUGAUCACGGAAAAUGACCCGCUCUACUGUAUAGAACUGCCACAGCUGAAAGAACCAGCGGAGCAAGCGUAUAUCUUACUUGUGUGGAUCAACGUUCUCACAAAAGGAGAUCUAAGACAGCGUUUUAGCAGUCCGUACACUAUGCAAGUGUCUAGAGAAACGUCGUACGAAGAUCUACAAAAACUCUUGUUGAAGGAGAUGCAUAGUGUUCUGGCAGACGAUGUUCUUACAUCGAGUCAGAGUCCUGGACUGUUUAACAUUCGUGUUGCGGACCCCGCUGCUACACCUAUUCAGGACGAGCAUCCAUGUAUAGAUCCCUGUGUGGAGCACCCUCUUUACACAGAGCAGAUCGAACAAGCGUUAGCCCUUUGUGCCGAUGACUCCGGUCCUCAACAUGUAAAAUUAAUUCUAGAGUGGGACGAAGCUACUAAGUGUAAUAUUAUUCAAGAUGACAAUGAUCAAAUCGAAGAGCACGCCAGUGUGAAGCAGUUAAAAACGAAUUCAGAACUAGGAGGAGCUGUUACUUUGGAAGAAUGUUUCGAUCUGUAUACGAGAGCCGAGAUAUUAGGGGCAGAGGACGCGUGGCACUGUCCGUAUUGCAAUAAAAAACAAGAGGUGGUGAAGAAGUUGGGACUUUGGUCUUUACCUGAUAUCUUAGUUAUUCAUCUAAAAAGAUUUCGACAACAGUCUAAACAAAGGUCUACGUCGAAAUUGACCAUGUUAGUCGAUUUUCCUUUAUACGGUUUCGAUAUGACUCCACAUCUUGCUCAUAAUGGAGUACAAACGCAUAAUAACGUUAGUAGUUUAGGUGGUCUAGGUUGGUCGCCUUGGAAGAAACCCAGACCACGCCAACAAAAUAUUCCAAAAUACGAUGAAAACGUUUACGAUCUUUAUGCGAUUUGUAAUCAUCAUGGGCAAGAUUUACAGGGAGGUCACUAUACCGCGUUUUGUCGGAAUCCGUACGAUACUCAGUGGUAUUGUUUCGACGAUACCCGAGUAGAGGCCGUGAACGAUACCAAUUUAAUAACAAACGCUGCGUACAUGUUAUUUUAUCAACGAAGAGGGUUGACUAAUAAUUCUGGAAAUUCUUCGGCUGCUUCCACAAGCUCAGCCGGAUCCGGACUUGACCAUUGGGUCUCGAAAAUGCCGCCUUUUUAUUUCAACAACAAGACUAAUAACAACGUUUCAAAUAACAAUCAAAGUAAAUCGCAGGAAGUGUUGUGUCAAGAUAAAAUCGUGGAAGAAAAGAACAUAACGAAUUUCAAUAGGGGAUGUCGCAAUUACGCUACUUUACAACCCAAGAAAAGGAAUGUUGCGACAGAAACGGAUAUCGGUCAGAUUGAUCAUUACUCAGACGAUGAAGCACCAUGCAGAAGAGAAUGGGCCUCACCGAAGCCUGUUCGAAAAAUGUCGUCCAUUACGUUAAUACCGCAAUCUACGAUAAUUCACAGUGCCAGUAGUGAUCCAGACACAACGAUAAUACACGAGUCGACGUUGUAACACACAAUUUAAGCCAGAUCUGGUCUGGCUCGAGCAACGCUCAAUGUAUAGUGCCUGGAACAUGGUGUGUAAACGAUCAGAGACAAAUUAGAACUGAAGACAAUUUUUCAAAACAAUUUCUCGCGGAAUUUAAGUCCAUUCGUUUCGUAUCGAAGACUUAACGUAGUCUAUUUAGAAAAUAUUUUGUUCCGAAUUUAUACAUUUAAAAAAAAAUACUUUUCUUUUAUAUUAUCUAACGAUCAACCGAGCAAAGAAUAUUAAGAGCCUCUCUAAUUUCUUUGUUUUGAUAUUGAAAAAAAAAUGAAACUGCGACAUUAGGCGGAUGUUUGUUGACAAUGCAAGCGUAACUGAAGGCAUUAGUGAUUUUUGUAUUUAUAUCGUGUUUACACAAACUGCGUGAAUUGUAUUGUACAUUCUAGUUGUUAGAAGACUUUUUAAGAAAAGGACAAAUAUUAUAUUCAGUAUCAAAAACUACGAAUCCCUUAUUUACGAAUUGUCUAUUGUUAAUAUUUAGAUUUUCAACGCAAUAGGUAAUUAAUGUUCUACAUAUGUCCAGCAAGAAUGUACGUGUGUCAAAGAAACUUUGUACGCGAAAUUUUUUAAAACACGCGAUUCAUCUAUCAUACCCGUCGCGUUACAAUGAAACUAUGACAAUAACUGAAUCUUGUGUGUAGCAGGAUUCACGUAUUACAGAGACUUCAUUUUCAAUGAUAAUUCUUGCCUGGACAUACUAUGUAGUCGCUAACCAUUGUUUUGAAUCUAUGCUUAACUCUAAUAUUUAUAUCGUAUUUGUAUCACCCACUAGUGGCCUUAUCUCAGUAAUUAACAUUGAUAUGUCAUUUGCAAUCAUACAAGCAUAUUUACUAUUUCGACGUCGUUUUAUUAACGAACAUUGAGACAUUGUAGCGUGAAAGCCACCAAAUUGUAACGUACGUAUCGUUAAUUAUUCUUUGGAUUCUGACGAAUCGACGACCAAGAAAAUCAAUAUAUGUACUUCCACUUCAAAGUCUUGUUCUUCCUAUAAACAAUCGGCGCAAUUGAAAUUUCGAAAAGUAUCGUGUCGGUUCUUAAGAGAGUGGCUUUCGUAAUAUAUCCUUCAGCGAUGUCCUAUUUUUCUUUCUUUCUUCUCUUUUAUUGUCAAAUACUCUAAUCUCUCAGUUGUAACGAUCAUUCCACUUAGACGCGUUUAUAAAUAGAAAAUGAUGGAAAGCACGGAAGCAUGAAAGUGAAACUGAUUUAUAUAUAUACGUAUACAUAAAUAUAUGCACUCAAGUGUAUAAUUUACGAGUGAAAGAUAUUUAAGUUAUUUUAAAGGUAACAUUUUUUUAUUACUAGUCACACGUAUCGUGGACGGGGGGUGGCGAAUAAAGAAUGUAUGUGAUGAAUUAUAAAUGUAAUUAACGUCGAAUUCAGUGUAAGUAAUAUAAAGAAAGGCGUUCGAUUGUAGCAAAACAACGUGAUGUAUACUUUGGUAUACUCGUUCUAACAGUGUUUGUAACGUAAGUAAGUUGGUUCCUGUGGCAAGACUAGGCCAAAUCAAGUGCCAUGAUGGUCCUGGAGGUAUAAUACUCAACAAAACUUUAAAUAUUUUCAUACUCGAUCACCCGAAAGAAUCGUUUCCUUCAAGUCUAGCAAUUGAAAACUUCAGAGUCUUCUAAUAGUCAAUCAAUUCUAUUUAUCGAGUUACAGAAAAGUAACAGAUGAUAUUUCUAUAAAUAUUCCAAUUACUGGAUUUGGAAACAAACACUGCGUCAGGUGACUGAGUAUCGUUUAGUUAAAGAUAAAACGUUCCCUUCGUGGCACUUAAAAAGGUAGAAUGAACGUGCAGAAUACGUGAUAGGAAGAUGAAAUAGAGGAAAGCCGCUACCCGUUUAUUAUUCUAUGAUUUUAGAAUUUUGUGCAUUCACGUUAAUCGACUGAGGGAUACGUUAUUAAUUAUUCAUAUUAUCGCUGCUGUUUUUGUUGAAAUAAAUUAGAAAAUGUAUAUAUAUAUAUAAUAUUAUAUAUAUUUAUAUAUAUAUAUAUAUAGAUCAAAGAACGUCAUUCCACUUUGUACACCCUGAACUAUGUCAAUGCUUUGACCUAUGAUUCUAAAUACUUCACGUUUUUUUUUUGAAGUAAUCAUUGUUGGAGCUUGUUAUGUUUAAAAGUAGGAAUUAAUUGUCACGUUUUUUAUAACUUUUAAAGAGCACGCGUGGGAAAUUUUCCUCGUAUCAAUGAAUGAAAAUUUUAAUGUGGAAAGAAAGUAUCGACCAAUUGUAUACUAGUCUAAUAUAUUUUAUUAUAGCUUGCAAAAUAUACGAUAAUUUGUUGUAACAACGUAAUACCGAGAACGAAACUUCUAACAGGGCGAAUAUCAAGUUCAUCCGAUUUUAUUUUAAUCACUCCAGUUCAUGGAUCCAUAGGAUGUAGAUGGAAUAGGUGAGAAAGCAAAUUUGAAUUUGAAACGAAAUAUUGUAUAAUAUUAUUAUUCAAGUCUAAUGUAAAAAGUUUAUAAAUAAUUAGGGAUAAAAUAAAUCGUAAUAUACAGAGAUUUGUCAAUAAAAAGUAAUAUUCAUACGUAAAGUAUUUGGAAUAUAGUAAUUUAAAGAAAACGAUUAUGUAUUUGGCUAUUAUUUACAUUAAAAUUCGAUUAUAAAACA